This is a messenger RNA of Danio aesculapii, 2446 nucleotides long. RefSeq names its product SH2B adapter protein 2. Gene Ontology annotation, cellular component: plasma membrane. Lineage: Eukaryota; Metazoa; Chordata; Actinopteri; Cypriniformes; Danionidae. Bases 157 to 2094 code for a protein of 645 amino acids. The record is from RefSeq and is a predicted model, not a curated record. The transcript has 9 exons. Gene Ontology annotation, molecular function: transmembrane receptor protein tyrosine kinase adaptor activity. Gene Ontology annotation, biological process: intracellular signal transduction; antigen receptor-mediated signaling pathway.
UUCGGUGCUUGCUGUUCGCUUAUGGAUCAUACAGCAAUGCGAUGCUCUGCACUCCUCCGCAAACCGCCGUCGAUACACCGGGAAUAACAGCACCGGAUUCGGACGCAGUGACGCAUUUACCGGAGUGGUUUACCUGGGCAUUGGCAUGGCCCAGUAAUGAAUGGCGCCGGGGCUCCCAGCAGCCCUGAACACUCGUCCUGCACGCUGCCCGACUGGAAGGAGUUCUGCGAGCUUCACGCCCGAGCCUCCGCGGCCGACUUUGCAUACAAGUUUCGCCGAUUCAUCAACGAGAACCCAUGCUACGACUCCCCAGGCGCUGACGUCAGCUUUUCACAACAUUUUGCUCAACACUUUUUAACCUGCUUCUCUGCCGCUCUUGACCAGCUUCAAGAUCCAGGCUCUCCAGGGCACACAUCAGUGCCGAAAUACAGCAUCGUGCCCUUUGUGGGCAUUCAGAGCUGCACGCUUCCUUUCAGCCACGAUUUGUACCACCGCCGAAAAGACGUUGGGGCGUCCAGUGAAUCUCUGGACAGCAUGGACAGCGGAGCCGGUGGACAGGAGCAGCGGACACCAACCCGAAAGAUGGCCACCGUCAGCCAAUCAAGAAGUUCUGAGGACGUCUCAUUGGGACGUAGAAAGACACGCUUCAAAAAGGGAUUUUCUCUUCGGAACAUGAGUUUGAGUGUAGUGGAUGGGGUGAAGGAGAUCUGGCACCGCAGGGCGUCUCCAGAACCCGACCCUUCGGGGAGCUCCAGGAGGACCAAUGGAGCUGAAUCUAUGGGGUCCGAACACUGGAGCCAGAAGCUGCGACUGCCCCGGGGCACGCAGGGACACAAAACGGAGCUGCUGGAGAUUCAGAGGGAGGGCGCGCUCAGGUAUAUGGUGGCCGAUGACACUAACUGUAUGGGGGCGGCACAGUGGCAAAAGUGCAGACUUCUGCUGAGGAAGACCGCGGCGUACAUGGAGUCAGGAGAGAAGUUUCAGCUUGAGUUCUACGUGCCUCCAAAGUCUUCAAAACCUAAAGUAAGCGUCCCUCUGUCUGCCAUCGUGGAGGUGAGAACCACUAUGCCCCUCGAGAUGCCCGACAAAGACAACACAUUUGUGCUCAAGGUAGAAAAUGGCGCUGAAUACAUCCUGGAGACCAUCGACUCUCUGCAGAAGAACUCCUGGGUUGCGGAUAUCCAGGACUGCAUAGACCCCGGAGACAGCGGAGACGAUAUCGAGCUGGCCUCCUGUGCUCACAGUCAGCCGCCCAAAGACUUCUCGCUGGUGUCCUCCUGUAGCUGCGAGCUGCUGUGUGACGGCUCACACCGAGGUUCUGCUGCUGGUGAUCAGUCAUCUGCUGCACGCUGCCAGGAGCCGCCGGUGACCCAGCAUCCCUCACACGUCCCGCUGGAGCGAUUCCUGCAGUCUCCAGAGGCCCAGAACACUAACACAGCAUCAGGAAGUCCAGGUGAAACGCCAAGGGAAGGGGAAGGAGAUGCUAGUUUGGCGGGUUACCCAUGGUUCCACGGGACGCUGUCACGGGUCCGGGCAGCUCAACUGGUUCUGGCCGGUGGUGCUCGUAGUCACGGUCUGUUUGUGAUCCGCCAGAGUGAGACCCGUCCUGGAGAAUACGUCCUUACCUUUAACUUCCAGGGCAAAGCAAAGCAUCUGCGGCUGUCUGUUAAUGACAGUGGACAGUGUCACGUUCAUCACCUGUGGUUCCAGACGGUCGCCGAUAUGUUACGGCAUUUCCACACGCACCCGAUCCCGCUGGAGUCUGGGGGAUCCACAGACAUCACUCUACGAUCAUACGUUCAAGUCCAGCGUUCGCCAACAGAUGCGGUGGCUCCUCAUGUCCCGGUGGCACCGCGGGACCUUUCAACAUGUCGCUCAGAGUCAGCCCAUCCACCGUCUGGAGCUGCAGAAACACCACUGUCGUCCAGCUCGUCCUCAUCUCCGAUGGCUCAGCCCAGCACAGGCCUCCACAGCCGCAGCAACAGCGCAGAGAGACUCCUCGAACCCGCAGCCGCCGCCACUGCAGACGACUACCACGACACAGAUGGCACGCGGCGGACUAGAGCUGUGGAGAACCAGUACUCCUUCUACUGAUGCUGUGACUGAUCCGUUUACACCUGCUGCUGCUUUGAUUGGCUAGUGGAUUCAUGUGCAGUAAAACUCCUACAAUAGACCAGUGGUUCUCAAUUUCAGUCCUCGUGAUCCCUUGUCCUGCACAUUUUUGUAUGGUUGCAUCUGAAAUCGUUUACUACUCGAGUAGGUACUACAUUUACUACAUGACCCUUAGAAAAGGUUGCGCUAUGUAGCGUGAAUGUGAGUAUGAUUGGAAUUGGGAUGUACAGGGUGGACCAUUUAUAUGGAUACACCUUAAUAAAAUGGGAAUGGUUGGUGAUAUUAACGUCCUGUUUGUGGCACAUUAGUAUAUGUGAGGGGCAAACUUUUCAGG